AGCUCAUUAAUCCCCGUCGUCUUUCGUCUUCCCUUUUCGAGCCCGAAUCCGAGAGCUCCUCGCUAGGGUUCAAAGAGCAAAAGAAAACCCUCAGAAAACCAGCGGCCGCAGUGAGAGCAGCAAUGGUGAGGCUGACGGCGGAUUUGGUAUGGAAGAGCCCUCACUUCUUCAACGCGAUCAAAGAGCGCGAGCUCGACCUCCGAGGGAACAAGAUCGCUGUUAUCGAGAACUUGGGCGCUACUGAGGACCAGUUUGAUACCAUAGAUUUGUCUGACAAUGAGAUUGUUAAGCUUGAAAAUUUCCCUUACUUGAAUCGUCUUGGCACGUUGCUGAUUAACAAUAACAGAAUUACCCGUAUCAACCCCAACAUUGGAGAGUACUUGCCUAAAUUGCACACUUUGGUUCUUACAAACAACCGUCUUGUCAAUUUGGUAGAGAUCGAUCCACUUGCAUCUCUUCCCAAGCUACAGACCCUUAGUUUACUGGACAAUAACAUCACAAAGAAACCAAAUUAUCGUCUUUAUGUGAUCCACAAAUUAAAAGGCUUGCGGUUGCUAGAUUUCAGGAAAGUUAAACAAAGGGAAAGGGAUGAAGCAGCAAAAUUGUUUGCGUCCAAGGAAGCAGAGGAGGAGGCCAAAAAGGUGCCUGCAAAGACAUUUACUCCUGGUGAGGUUCCAGAUGCAACGGAUGUUUCAAAAAUAGAGCAAGCUCCUAAGGUUGUGGCGCCCACGCCAGAGCAGAUUACAGCUAUUAAGGCUGCAAUUGUGAACGCUCAAACACUCGAGGAAGUUGCUAGGCUGGAAAAGGCUUUGCAGUCAGGCCAGAUUCCUUCGGAUUUUGUUAUUCCAGGCCAGAAUGAUACGGACAUGGCCUCGGUUACGGCCAAAGAUGACAAGAUGGACGCUGAUGGUCCCGAUCAAUCUGACAAGGAUCAAAAGAAUGAACAAAAUGAAAGCAAAGAAGACCAGAAACAAGAGAAUGAUGGCCCUGUGCCUAUUGAGCAGGAUUAGGCUAUUGCAGUGCGCUAUCGGCUCGUUCGAUCAAUAUACUCCGUAGAGAGUGGAAAGGUUCUUAAUAGAUUUUCUUCUCAACCGGCUUGUAUUAGAUUCUUGAGGUCUUUUCUGAAGCUUUUUGGUCAAGUUCGUCAAAGACAGCAAUAUUUUGGCAUCGCAUUAUCUUAUUUAGAACCAUCAACUAUCUUUUCGAAAUUAAGCCUGUUACGGCAACUCACGAGUCUCUCAGCAUUUUGUAAUAUUGUGCUGCGAAUUACUGCAGGAGAUGGUGAUGGUAACAACAUCGAAUGCGCUGUAUAUUAUAUAUCAAACAUGUUAUAAUCUAGUUUCCGCAGGCUAAAUCUGUUUAGGAUGUUUAUGUUAGCUUUUGAAUUUUGCUGACAUUCCAAGUUUUCUGACUGAUUAGUAUAAAUUCCAAGGAGAUGUGAUGGUAAUC
Asparagus officinalis (garden asparagus) is the source of this 1449-nucleotide messenger RNA. Its product is annotated as U2 small nuclear ribonucleoprotein A'. Gene Ontology annotation, molecular function: protein binding; U2 snRNA binding. The transcript is spliced from 8 exons. Gene Ontology annotation, biological process: mRNA splicing, via spliceosome. NCBI's taxonomy places the organism in Eukaryota, Viridiplantae, Streptophyta, Magnoliopsida, Asparagales, Asparagaceae. The record is from RefSeq and is a predicted model, not a curated record. The coding region runs from base 123 to 1010 and encodes 295 amino acids.